Molecule: messenger RNA, 3252 nt
Organism: Trichobilharzia szidati
Lineage: Eukaryota; Metazoa; Platyhelminthes; Trematoda; Strigeidida; Schistosomatidae
Source: the annotation of a GenBank genome assembly
GAAAGUAUUCCAAUCCCUUAUAUUUGACCACUUUCACAUUAAUCUUCUUCUUCACGGAGAAUAACCCUCUUAGAAUAAAUUCAGAUAAGUUCUCAUUCUUGUCUUGGGGCUGACCCCUACCUAGAUAUUCAUCUGGAAGUUAAAUUUUCUCCGAGAAACUGUGUUGAUAAAGCUAGCUUGUGGAUGACACAGCCUUUGGGUGGCACUUGUUUCAAUAGAGUUGUGGUUUGUGAUUGUUUGCAGAGAUUCAAAUUGUAGUCCCAGUAAUUCGUAUAUGUAGAAUCGGUAUUCAUGCUUUCAGUUUCUACAGAUGGUACUGUAUCUAUUAAAAUGAUGCAUGGUAACUGUCAGAUACAUUCGCUAUGGCUAUGGUUAUGAUUUUCUUAAGUGUAGGUAGUAUGUCUUACUCUUAUUUUACCGAAAAUUUAUUGUUACCUUUUGCCUAAUUGUUUCGCUUUUUUCAUUUCUUUGUUAAUUUGUAGAUAGUUCAUGGAUAAAGAGCCACUCACGCCUGUUCCUUCAGAGCAACUUCUUGGACCUGGAUAUGGUCAAGGUGUAUGGCCUUUGCGUGAGCGGUUGGCAUUGGCUACAGCUCUUUUAGACGUAGAUAAUCAGCAGGGAACCUGGUCGUCUACCAGUCGUCGUCUGAUGCCAUUUUCUAAACCAGGCCGGCCACCUACAUGGUGUUCCCCUAGAGCAUGUGCGAAGCAGUACGCCUUACUUCUAGAUUCAAUUGAAUUGGUCAAGCGACAAAAUAUGCCAGGGAGUGACUCUCAGUCAAGUCAGCUGAGUUUAGCUGAGCGUGUUGUGAAGCGUUUGAGUGCUGAACGAGCAGAAGAAUUAAGGUCGCGUAUACAACGUGAACAGAAGUACUACAGUUCAUUGAAAAGUAUUAUUUCGAACGUGGAAUCUGGCAUGUACGACAGUCAGUUGCCCAUUUUGUUGGAGCAAAUCAAGUCUUUCACUGAAUCAAAAAACAAACCAGAAAAUGUUACACCUGGAAAGAAUACUUCUCAAACUAACAGUCCUUCGAAAACUGCGACUUCUACUGGAGAUACAACUACCAAUAAAUUAAAACGCCAACCAGAGGUAAAAUGCUCAGAUAAGGGAGAUUCGGGAAACGUAUCUGCUGAAAGUAGUCCACAGGGUGCUGAGGACCUUCUCGGAUUAGUGAGGGAAAUACACGAUUUUUAUCGCAUUCCUGAUUCAACAUGGUACUGUGCUCCUGGUCCGAUAAACAGUUGUAAGGCCUUUGGAAGUGUGACAAGUAGAUCUCGUCCGUCCACUGCAGCCGGUCCUGUUAAAUCCUCCCGUGUACUGGAUGAAGCAUCAUCACCACGUCGAGAAUCUGGAGUGGGUUCCAGACAUUCGGCUAAGAAAUCUAUGAAUUUUAAGUCUGGUAAACACGAUUCGGGUCAUGCUACAGCUGCUUCACGUGCUGCUGAAGCAACAAAACGAAGGUAUUUGUCAAUAGCAAGCAACAGUAAAUUUUCACCGAAAUCAAGAAAAUCCAAUCGAAAUGAGAAAUGCAUUAAAGAACCUAAAAAAUUAUCGAACGACUCUUCACGUAAAAUUCAGCGUCAAAAUGAUGUAUCCUCUACUCCUACCUCAAAAGGAAAUUUCGUAAGUCAAAGUGUCACUCGAAAAUCGAAGCUAUCGGGUUCCAUGAUGCCUCAUCAAAAGCCUAACAGUAAUAUGAUUAGAAAUACUGUGUCCGAAAAACAAGAAAUUGCUAAUACUUCUAGUGAUGAUGAUGAUGAUGAUGGUGAAAGUAAACCGGAUGAUGAGAGUUCCCUGUAUGAAGAGACAUCAACUGACAUGCAGACAGACACACCUUCGUCCACACCAUCCACAAUUGCUAUGUAUGCGUCUGAUAUUGAAGAUUUUCUGAUUGAAGAAGAUGAUAAAUCAGACAAUACUGUUCCAAUUGACGAUUCUGCUACAUACUGUGCUUUAGAUAACGAUAGACAAUUCACAGAAACGAUUGAUGAUGAGAAUGAGGCGUAUCUUUCGAAUUCUGAAGAUGAUGAUUGCUUUGCAUCAGAUGUUGCCUCGUCUCUGUCUACUGAAGCAGAUGGUAGUGGUUCGGAUAAGCCAAAUACUCCUGAUUUGACUUCGAGGACUUCUGAACCUGUGGCUGAUGAAUCUGGCCAGUUGAAUAACUCGUCCACUGAAGGAGGUCGUAAACAUCGUAAUCUUACACUUCGACUGAGUCGAAAAGGUACUCAACUUGUUGUUGUAUCUUCUUCAGAAUCAACACCUAAUUGUUCAUUGCAAGAUUUGAAUACAUCGUCAAUAGAAACAUCUGUUGAUGAUACUUCUUCUCAUGAUAGUGAUUGGCGUAGUUGGGCAAGUCAACUUCUAGGGGAUAGUGAACGAAUUGUGAAUACAUUGAUGUCAAAGAAUGAACGUUUGGUGCUUUCCCCUCGUUCCAAAAAUCAAUUGUCGGAAUCUCAAAUAAAAGAAUUGAUCGAUGAAUUACUAGAUCCUGUUGCGAGUGAUUUGAAUAAAGGAUUGGUUACAUCUAAGCUACAGUUUAUACAUCGUUUAUUGCAUCAAAUAGCUGAGACCAGAAUGAUACGACCAAGUAAUACAAUUAGACACCGUAUAGCUAUCGAGUUGUAUGAACAAUGGGUUCAACAAUUGCAAAUAGACGUUCCAGAGCCAAGUUUCACAUCAACGCCUAACUAUUCAAACGUGAAUACCUCAGUGAGUAUUGUUGAAUAACGUCUAUGUAUUAUUAUGGUUCAGUGUAUUCUUUUCGUGAAUUACUUUAUUCUGUUGAAACCAAUAAUAAUGUUAAGUAGAAGUGAGUAAACAAAACAAUGCAAUUGUGAAAGAAUUUCACAGUAGGAAAUUGUUUAUGCAGUUACAUUGUCUCUACGAGGGUGUAAUCAGUUAUGUUAAUAAUUACCUGUUUCGAUAAUGAGGAUUUCAGCGAUAAAUGUUGAUUCUGUGUAGAUACUAAUCCUCUCUGAGGUUGAGAUGCUACUGUGAGUUGAAUCCUAGGUAAAAAUUCACUUGUGUAUUUUCCUCUCCAUCAAAUAUUAACCUAUUCAUCAUCAGAUUGUUAGUUAUUGAGAAAAGAGGAUUUAAUGAGUCGGCAUUGUUAAGUGUUGGUUUGUGGAGAUUUGAUUUGAUUUCAAGUUUGAUGAUGGAGUGAAAUCGGGUAGGAGAUCAUUGGGCACCAGGAAGUACCGGACAGUUGUUUCCUUCUAGUUCUGAACUGUUUGGCGGUACGGACUCAGUCAG